CACUCCGAAAUAAAGAGAAAUCCCAUUAUCUUCUAUAUUCCAACGAUAUUUCUACUUCCGUUUGCUAAUAUUUGUCUCGCUUAUAUUCAUCCGCUUCAAAAUUCUCCAUCAGAAAAUCAGAUGCGGAUGCCAGCCCGUAAGGGCCUGAGCCUCCUUCUGUUGGGCCAGAAAAACGAGGACAAGCCCAUGAGAGUGGCCCCGUGGACUCAGUACCAGUUGGUGGACCAAGAAACCAAUCCCGACCUCCAGCUGGCGCCUGGCAAGAAACGCCUCGUCCGCAGGUGCGCCUCUUUCGUGUGCUUCGGCCGAGCCACUGCCACCGGCCCCGAAGGUCCAUCCAAGCCGAAUGUGGGGCCCACCGAGAACCGAGAAUUCCGGCAAGGAUCUCGAGAGCGUGAUGGCAUUAAAGAUGCAGCUCAUUCGGUUGAUUGUACUGUUGAUGGUGAUAACAAUGGACAGAUAGGCAUUAGUCGCAAGAGUAGCUUGAAGAGAUCAGACAUUGCGGGCGCUGUUGUUGAUGAUGGCAGCUGUGGAAAUAGCAACAAGCUUGAUUCGUCAGACGUCACUUGUGAAACGGGAAGGAGGAAAGUUCAGUGGGCAGAUGCAAUUGGAGGAGAACUUUUUGAGAUUCGAGAGUUCGAGAUGAGUGAAGAUGGAUCAGAUGAUGAAUUUGAUCAUGCGAACGAGAAGACUUGUGCAUGCAGGAUAAUGUAGCCAGAUCUCUUCAUUGUGGGCUCUUGUGAGCUUCAAUUGAAACAAGGCAGUCUCUACUGUGUUUGCUAGAAUUUUGCCAUGAGCCAAAACCCGGUCCAUAAUCCCCUAGCUCGAUUGUUGGAAGAUGGGUAAACAAAAUUUGUGAGGCAAUGCCGGAUAAUACGAUGGCUAGUCAUUGAUCUGCAUUAUCCUUGGUAUUGCUCUCACUGCAGUUUUGGUGCAAUGGGUUCUUCAAUUAUCUAGUUGAAUAUUCGUUCUCUUUUGCCUUUUCAAAUUAGGGAGUUUUUUCUUUCCAUUUCUUGGGCUGAUUGUGGAUGAUGAUUUUUGUUAUUAUUUUGUAUCUUGUAGCUGUCCACCCGAUCCAUGGGGAGUAGAAUUUCAUUUCAAACAUGUGUAAAGUUUAAACUGAAUUUCAACUGGCUGAGUAAGAUGAAAUUGAUUUACUACCAUAAGAUGGAUGGAACUUAUUGGUGAG
This is a messenger RNA of Striga asiatica, 1189 nucleotides long. The record is from the annotation of a GenBank genome assembly. NCBI's taxonomy places the organism in Eukaryota, Viridiplantae, Streptophyta, Magnoliopsida, Lamiales, Orobanchaceae.